UGGAAGCAGGAGGUAGGCGAGCCGGGAGUCGUGUAAUUCGGAGCUUUCACCCCGCCCCCGGAGUACACUGGGAAUGCGACGCUCCGGGAGCCGCGACUUCCACAUCCGGAGAGGGGUGCAGGGGCUUUCGUCCUGAAAAUUACAUGCCCCUUUUGACCCCUUUCUCCAUCUAAAACCGACGCCUGGGUUCAUGUACAUGGGACCACGCCGUGUCAAUGUCAACACGCGUUCCAAUGGAGCGACCGGAAGAACCCCAAGCAACGGCGCCCGCCCGCGCAGUUUCCGUUCCGCCUUGGCUCCGGCCGGGUCCGGGGUCAUUCCUCUCUCCCUCCUGCGUUCCACAGGCACCAACCCCACCAACGCGUCUUCUCGGCCGUCGUGUCGUCCCGGCUCGGCGGGACCGAGUAAACAAACACACAAAGCCCGCAGGCCGGCCAAGUCAAUUGGUCAACACACCACCACACGCAACGCAACCCAAACCCAACAGCCCAACAAUAACGUAGCCAGCAGCCCAGCAGCAGCGCGUCACGCCCACCACGUCCCCCCCGGUCAAAUUUCCAUUCCAUCUCAUCUCCCCCCACCUCACCUCGUCACGGCGAUGGCGCCGCGUCCGUGCCCGCUCUCCCUCCUCCUGCUCGCCGUCGCCGUCGCCGUGGCCCUCUCCCCGCUCGCGGCCGCGCAGCCGCAGCGAAACAUCCUCACGACGUUCCCCUCCACCCGCACGCCGGCCUUCGCCACCCCGCCGCCGCCGACCGUAUCCCCGCCGCCGUCCCCCGUCACCGUCCCGCCCUCCUCGCCGCCGCCGCCGCCGUCGUCCGUGAAGCGCAGCGACAUCGCGGUGGCGGUGGUGAGCACGGCGCUCAGCAGCUUCGCGGUCUCGGGCCUCGCCUUCUUUCUCUUCCUCCGCCACGGGAGGAGGAAGGAGCUGACGGCCGGGGACGGCAAUGGGUAUCCUGGCCGUCCUCUGGAUGGCGCCUUCGCGGGGAAGCGGUCGGAGAGGGAGCCGACGCGGCCGUCUCGGGGCGGGGGCGGCUUCGGCAUGGUGGACGAGAACGGCCUCGACGCGAUAUACUGGAGGGAGUUCGAAAAGGACGGCGAAGCCGGCGGCAGAGGCCGAGAGAAGAAGCCGCCUACGACGGGGACUGGGAGCAGGCGCCCGCCGCAGCCGCCUCCGCUUCGGCAGCAGCAGCAGCGCGCGGAGAUGUGGCCGGAGCCCCAGCCGUCGUCGUCGCCGCCGCCGUCCCCGCCGCGACGGUCCAGGAGGAACAGGAUAGAUCAGGAGCCGCUCAUCCCGGCGGGCUCCCUCGACUCCGCGUCCGCUGUGUUCGACGACUCGCUGCACCCGCCCAGCGCCGGCUCCAGCUCGUCCUUCUCCGUGUCCGCGCGUCCGCCGCCGCCGACCCCGGCAGUCGCUGUCAGCUCCGUGCCCCGCCCGACUCCGCGGCCUGCGCCUGCCGCCUCGCCGGGUCUGCCGCUGCCGCCUGGGAGAGCAAGCCCGCCACCUGCGCCACCCAUGGUUGCUGCCUCUGUCGCGUCGCCUCCACCGCCACCUCCAAAACCAGCCGCCGCGUCGCCGCCGCCGCCGCCACCACUGGCCAAGGGCCCACCUCCACCGCCACCUCCGAAGGGCGGCCCACCUCCGCCGCCACCGCCCAGAGGUGGCCCGCCUCCACCGCCACCGCCCAAAGGCCCGUCCCCUCCGCCGCCGCCACCACCAGGAGGAAAGAAAGGAGGUCCGCCUCCGCCUCCUCCAAAAGGUGGGGCAUCGACGUCCUCUUCUAGGCCGCCGACAGCGCCGGGCAUGCCAUCCGGUGCCGGCGAGCAGCAGGCGAAGCUUAAGCCGUUGCAUUGGGACAAGGUCAAUGUGCAGGCCACCGACCACUCCAUGGUGUGGGACAAGAUCACCGGCGGUUCAUUCAACUUGGACGAAGGCAUCAUCGAGGCUCUCUUCGGCACUGCAGCAGCAAACCGCAAGCCGAAACCUUCAGACAAGGAAUCGGGCGAAUCGUCGGCCAGCCUCGGGCGCUCAAACACACCGGAGCAAAUAUUCCUGCUCGAGCCGCGCAAGUCACACAAUAUUUCCAUCAUCCUCAAGUCCCUCACGGUGGGGCGGGAUGAAAUAAUCGACGCUCUCCGUGACGGGCAAACAGAACUCGGCACUGACGUCCUGGAGAAGCUUUCGCGGCUCCACAUCUCCAAGGAAGAAGAGUCCACCAUCUUGAGGUUCUCCGGGGACCCCGACAGGCUCGCCCCCACGGAGGCCUUCCUCCUCCGCCUCCUCCUCGACGUGCCCAAUCCGAUCGCGCGCGUCAAUGCGCUGCUUUUCAAGGUGAACUAUGGUGCGGAGGUCGCGCAGCUCAAGCACUCGCUUCGGACGUUGGAAUUGGCGAGCCAGGAGCUGAGGACAAAGGGCCUGUUCUUUAAGCUGCUUGAGGCAGUGCUCAAGGCGGGAAACAGGAUGAAUGCCGGAACGGCACGUGGCAACGCUCAGGCCUUCAACCUUACGGCGCUCCGCAAGCUCUCUGACGUGAAGAGCACUGAUGGGAGCACCACGUUGCUGCACUUCGUCGUCGAGGAAGUCGUCCGCUCCGAGGGUAAGCGGCUCGCCAUCAAUCGCAACUACAGCAUCCGCCGCUCGGGCAGUCUCGCGAGGUCUGGCCACGAGGGAGGCAGCUCGGCAGCAGGCUUCGCAAGCCAGGGGCCAUCGCGGGAGGAAAGGCAGAGCGAAUACAUGAACCUGGGGCUACCAAUUGUUGGAGGUCUCAGCACAGAGUUCGCCAACGUGAAGAGGGCCGCACUGGUCGACUACGACGCAGUUGUCAGCGAGUGCGCCAUUCUAGACGGCCGACUCAAUGAGAUCAAGAGACUCUUGGAGACCUGCAGUGAUGAUGGAUUUGCGCGGGGGCUGCGAGGAUUUGUCAGGGCUGCAGAACAGGAGCUGAAGGCGCUAAGAGGGGAGCAGGAAAGAGUACUUGAGCUGGUCCAGAAGACAACAGAGUACUACCAUGCCGGUGCCACCAAGGAACGGAACGCACAUCCCCUUCAGCUGUUCAUCGUAGUGAGGGACUUCCUGGGUAUGGUUGAUCAGGCAUGUGUGGACAUCAAGAGGAAAGUGCAGCAGAAGAAACCAGCGCCGUCGUCAUCGCAGCCAAACACAGCUGCUGCCCCCACCGUGGCGGCUGUGGCAGCGGCUGCGGCCACAACAGCAGCGACAGCGUCAGCGACCGAUGGUCAAACAGCACCAGCUCAGAAACCACCCGAAGCAGAUAGCAAAAGAAAGAGGGUCAUGCCAAGAUUUCCAAACCUGCCAGCGCACUUCAUGAAGGAUAGUGCAGAUUCUGAUUCAAGUAGUGACGAGGAAUAGAUUGAACGGGUGGCUGUAGAUGAUUGUUUGCGUUGUUUUGAAUUCUUUGUUGUAGAGGUAUAGGAUAGCUUCAGACUGUACAUAGAGCAAUUUUUGCAUUGGUUCUUUUGUCCAUUUCUUCAAUCAAGAUCCAUAUCGAAGCACCGAAAUAAUUCUAAAGAAAUUUGUAAAAAUAUGACGUGAAGAUCUCAAUUGCUUGAAAAAUGA
This is a messenger RNA of Zea mays, 3571 nucleotides long. Its product is annotated as formin-like protein 16. NCBI's taxonomy places the organism in Eukaryota, Viridiplantae, Streptophyta, Magnoliopsida, Poales, Poaceae. The transcript is spliced from 2 exons. Gene Ontology annotation, molecular function: actin filament binding. The record is from RefSeq and is a predicted model, not a curated record. Gene Ontology annotation, biological process: actin nucleation; actin cytoskeleton organization. Bases 191 to 3364 code for a protein of 1057 amino acids.